Molecule: messenger RNA, 889 nt
Organism: Chara braunii
Lineage: Eukaryota; Viridiplantae; Streptophyta; Charophyceae; Charales; Characeae
Source: the annotation of a GenBank genome assembly
CGUGUGGUGCUCAAUUUCUGCCUCCUUGAGGUCGCCUUCCAUUGGGCGGAACCCAUGGACAGGAGUGUGGAGGACGAGAUCCCGGACGACGAGGUAGAUUUGCUGCUCAUCCAAGGGUGGAGAACAAACACGGAGGGAGAUCUUUUUGGGAUCGUGUUUAGAGGAGUGCGCAACGGUCAUCUGAGUUCCAUAACGGACGAGCUGCUGGUGUUUCUAACCCAAGUACUCGACGACCUGCCGUUGGAGAUCCUCUUGCACUGUGACGAGAGAUCAGGGACAACCACGCUUACUCGUACCCUCGAGCCGCAUCUUCUUUGGUCCACUUGUACGAAACUGGAGGAGGAAAGUUAUUGCGUGCCCUCGACGGGUGCGUAUCUACACGUCGACAUCACCGAUCUUUCCACGUGGGACCCGCUCAUCUGGCGCGCUCCCGCAGAAGGGAUGAGUGAAGAAGAGGAGGACGACGACGAAGAAGAAGUAUCGGCAGAGGAAGAAGAUCGGGAAUCCGAUCCCGAUUACCAAGGAUCGGAGGACGCCGAGUCGGAGGAGGCUAGUUCAGGGCGAGCGGAAUCAGAGGAAGAAGAAGGUAAAGUGGGGGAGUCAAGCGGCCCCGACGAGCUGAGCUGGGAGGAAGGAGAGGCUGUGGCGCAGAGGAGACGGGCGGCAGUGGAAGAAAAGCGGCCGAUCGAAGAAUCAGGAGGGCCACCACCGCAACUGCUGCAGGAUGAUCCGGGACGCAAUCCUGAACUGCUGCGGGAGGAAGACAAACGAGAUGGAGGCGCCAUCGCGGAGGGAUUAAGAAGCCGGCGCCUCCGAAGAAGUCAAUCGCCCUCCCAAUCCUCCCCAGUUUGACCCGCAACCCUUCGUUUACGUCGAGAUGCGGGCGCUC